AUAAUAAUAGAGAUUGUCGUAAGAUACUUUGACACCAGUCUUGAUCCCCAUCUUGAUCCAGUACGAUCAAAGUGCAUUAGGCCUAUUAGGCCUGUGUUUUAAAUUGUUGUGAACGAGAUGUAGACCUAAAGUAUGUUGGAUAUACUUCAAGUAAAAUCUCAAAACCUGUAAGUAGUAUCCUAGAGCUCAGGACUAAAAGUUGACAGUUUUCCUGUAAACUAUGAAUCAGUUUAUGAUUGCAAUUUAUCUAUAUCUUACCCAGCAUGCAUUACGCAUAGUGUUUGUUACAACAUAAAUGAGAUCUUUUUUUAUCGAAAUCUCUGUAAAGAAAAACAACGUUGUGAAAAACUGGGACUCAGAUUUUUACGAAGCACAGGGAUGAUCAUAUUUCGGAAUAUACGGUAUUCCAAUUUGAAGUUACUGACAAAUAUCUAGGAAUUGUUACAAAGAAAACAUUAUUAAUGUCCACUCUAUGGGACUCGCAAGAAGAUGGUACCCUCGGGAACUCAAACGAUGCACAUAAACACUACCGGUAUUGAUUUUUAGACGGAAAAAAAUGUGAUAGAUGCUAACCCGUUUUGUUGUUAACUGAAUAUUGGGAAAACCUGGCUUUCCUUGAUUUUCUUCCCUGCCAACUUUUAAAUUGUCAAAAACAUGAAGUAUUUGACUUUAAUCACUUGUCUUCUGUCAUUUGGAAAAGGCUGUCUUGGAGCGGAGGCCGAAGAACGUCUUUUUAAUAAGUUAUUCACGGGUUACAACCGCCUCAUUCGCCCCGUCCAAAAUAACUCGGAGAAACUCAUCGUUAAUUUUAGUCUGACAAUGUCGCAACUUAUUGACUUGGACGAGAAGAACCAAAUCAUGACAACAAAUGUAUGGCUGAAACAGUUGUGGACAGACUACAAGCUGGAGUGGAAACCUGAAGAAUAUGACGGCAUAGAUAUUCUUCGAGUACCCUCUGAAAUGCUGUGGCUUCCAGAUCUUGUUUUGUAUAACAAUGCAGACGGUCAGUACGAGGUGACGCUUAUGACAAAAUGCUUAGUCUAUCCUAAUGGACUGGUCUACUGGCUUCCCCCUGCGAUAUACAAGAGUUCUUGCCAAAUUAACGUCAGGUAUUUCCCAUUUGAUGAACAAAUAUGUAGCAUGAAGUUUGGAUCAUGGACAUACGACGGGUCACUUAUCGACCUUAAUCCUGCGGCAGGGAUGGUGGAUCUCGAAGACUACUGGGAAAGCGGUGAAUGGGACAUUAUUAGCUCACCGGCUACGCGACAGGUUAUUCGUUACCCUUGUUGUGAACAAAUUUACGUAGAUAUUACGUUUGAUUUGAAAAUACGAAGAAAACCGUUAUUUUAUACCGUUAACUUGAUCAUCCCAUGCGUAUUGAUUUCGUUCCUGACCGUAUUAGUAUUCUAUUUGCCGUCAGACUCUGGCGAAAAGAUUACCCUGUGCAUAUCCAUCCUACUGGCGCUUACUGUGUUUCUAUUACUUAUAGCCGAUAUUAUUCCACCCACUUCACUUCUUAUCCCACUUAUUGGCCGAUAUCUUCUCUUUACAAUGGUUCUUGUGACGUUAUCCAUCGUGAUUACUGUAGUGGUUUUGAAUAUUCACUACAGAGCGCCAAGCACUCAUACAAUGAAACCGUGGGUAAAAAAGCUAUUUUUACAAACUUUACCGCCAUUGCUCUGUAUGACAAGACCUAGGAAAUAUCUUGAUAGGAGGGAAAGGCUAGAACAGAUCAAUUUCAACAGAUUCGAAAUGAAAGAGAUAAUUCAUAAGGAUAAGGACAUUAAUAAAUCAAAUGGGCGGGAUUUAUUUGAAAACCACCAUUCCGGUGGGUUUAGUCGCCUGCGACAGAUGGACGACUUGCUUUCCAGUGGGAAAGACAGUCCGAGUUCUACGGGAUCUCGGCAGUUCUCCCGUGAAUUUAAGCAGGCCGUAGAUGGCGUCAAAUUUAUCGCUAACCAUUUGAAGAACGAAGAGGAGUAUGAAAACGUGAGUGAAGAUUGGAAGUAUGUUGCUAUGGUGAUUGAUAGAAUAUUCUUAUGGAUAUUCUUGAUUUGUGUUAUUUGCGGAACCAGCGGAAUAAUCCUAUCAGCACCGUUAUUGUUUCAGCCAUAUGAAACACAAGCAAAAAGUUGAACAGAACACUCGAUUAUUAAAGACAUUCGAACAUUACGAACGUAAUAAAAAUACAAACAAUAUUUUUUCGUGAGUUCUGUAUUGGAUACUAGGUUUUGGAAUCGUUAUCCGGAUAUUUCACUUUCAUACAUAUAAUGAGUUCUUUGUGCAAAAUGCCUUGAAAUUCGAAAUGUAUGAUAAGAGACGAGAUAAUUUUUCACCCAGAUUCCUUGUUUGUGGGAUUUUGAAGGAUCUCAUCAUGUAUUUUAGUGAGAGUGAGUUGACUAAUAUAUCUUAUAUUGAAGGUCAUUAGCAUAUUCGCUGAUGACCUUUAGGUCACCACAGACGAAUAAAAUAUUAUUAAUCGAUAUCAAUAGAAUUGUUUAGAUUUCUAGACGGUUGAUUCACCUAAUUUAUUCCAAUAUAUUAAUUAUUUAACUUUAUUUUGGAAUGCUUCUAUAGAAUUGCUAAAUAAAUUACUUUAUUCGUAACAUAAAAUUGCAAAUAAUUACAGAUAUAUAUCUAUAUAUAUACAUAUAUAUAUGCAUACUUGUAUAUAUACUUAAACUAUAUAUAUAUGUGUAUAUAUAAUAUGUUUAACCUAUAUAUACGUACAUUAUAUACACGUAUAAAUGUUAUAUUUAUGUAAUAUGUAUGUGUAUAUAUGUUUAUAACGACAAGCAAAUUAAUUUUGUUCUGUAGAUUUCACUGUUAAUAUGAGGUAUAUUUUUAAUUACUCAACACAAUUUAAAACUAAAAAAAACUUAGAAGUAGGUAAAUAGUAUCAUCUUUGUAUAUUGCAAAAACUAUUUUGCGAUUACUAUUCAAAAUCCAAAUUAAUCAUUUUUUACAUACGAACACGUCAUUGCAAUUUAUGUGAACUUCACUCUAGUAUAAUCAGUACUAAUGCAAUUAUCUUUAACGCCCAACCACAUUAAUUAUUCAAAUUAGCUGCGUUCUGGUUAGUAAUAAAUUUCAAUUCGCUGCAUUCAUUCAUGAAACACCUUAGAAAGAAAGGAAUGUUAUACUGCAUAUGAAAUUAUACCCAGUAUGUGAAUUUGAAAAUGUUAUUGUAUUGGAAAAUUCCUACAAUCUGCAUAUAAUUUUUUAACCAAAUCGACAUUGAGUUCACAGUGGUUAUUAACAUCAGUUGUAGAAUAACUUACUAUUGCUUCUUAAUACCAUAAAAAUGUUACUAGUUUACAAUUAUAAUUAAAUAAACAUAGCAUUAAUUUGGAUAUUGACAAAAGAGUGGUUUUGCUAUAGCCGAUCUGGUUUAAAAUAAAUAAGGAAAAUGUACACACAGUUACAGCAUAAUAAAAAAAAUACUAGUUUUAGAGGUUCAAGGAAAGAUUAUACAUUUAACAAAGUCAAAGCCUAUUUUCAAUAUGAAGUAUUAUUUUACAAGUUUUCUCUCUUUGAUCUUAAUGAUGACUGGUACUCAGUGAUGUAUCUAGGAGAGGGCGCGGGGCCCCCAAAAAAUUACUCACACCACCCCAGUCGCCCCCCCCCCCAACAAAAACAA
This is a messenger RNA of Anneissia japonica, 3640 nucleotides long. Its product is annotated as acetylcholine receptor subunit alpha-like 1. Gene Ontology annotation, biological process: monoatomic ion transmembrane transport; nervous system process; signal transduction. Gene Ontology annotation, cellular component: neuron projection; postsynaptic membrane; synapse. Gene Ontology annotation, molecular function: transmembrane signaling receptor activity; acetylcholine-gated monoatomic cation-selective channel activity. The transcript has 7 exons. Lineage: Eukaryota; Metazoa; Echinodermata; Crinoidea; Comatulida; Comatulidae. The record is from RefSeq and is a predicted model, not a curated record. Bases 655 to 2136 code for a protein of 493 amino acids.